Messenger RNA from Paralichthys olivaceus (Japanese flounder), 998 nucleotides. RefSeq names its product aquaporin-9-like. Lineage: Eukaryota; Metazoa; Chordata; Actinopteri; Pleuronectiformes; Paralichthyidae. Gene Ontology annotation, biological process: glycerol transmembrane transport; water transport. The record is from RefSeq and is a predicted model, not a curated record. Gene Ontology annotation, cellular component: plasma membrane; basolateral plasma membrane. Gene Ontology annotation, molecular function: urea transmembrane transporter activity; glycerol channel activity; water channel activity.
GGACAGGUUAACGGCUGUGGAAUCAAUGAGAGCGCAGGUGAAUCCUGAAUGACUGAGGUGACCGGGGUGCACUGAGGCAGAGGAAGAAUAUCAUGGGGCUCUGUUCUAAAAUGAAGAAGUGGAAGGCGAUGGUGAAGAAGUGCGACAUCUUCAAUGAGUUUAUGGCGGAGUUUCUGGGGACAUUUAUCCUGAUACUCUUUGGAUGUGGUUCAGUAGCCCAGGCGGUGGUCACUCGAGGGGCUUUGGGGAACCUCUUAACCAUCAACAUGGGCUUCAGUCUGGGAGUCAUGUUGGCCGUUUACGUGGCAGGGGGAGUGUCAGGAGCCCACGUGAACCCUGCAGUCUCUUUGGCCAUGAUGAUCCUGAAGAGGCUGCCACCGGAGAAGUUUCCUUUGUAUUUGGUGGCACAGUUCCUGGGUGCUUUCGCUGGAGCUUCUGUCGUCUAUGGGUUGUACUAUGAUGCGUUGAUGGCAUAUACCAAUGGAGUAUUCGUUGUUACUGGUCCCUCUGCCACAGCCCAAAUCUUUGCAUCCUACCCUGACAAAUCUACUUCAGUCCUAAGUGGGUUUUUUGAUCAGGUAGUUGGCACAGCCGCUCUGAUUGUGGGCAUCCUGGCCGUCACGGACGAGAAGAACAAUGGCGCUCCAAAAGGCCUGCAACCUCUGGCCAUCAGCCUGAUCAUCACGGCCAUCGCAGUGUCCAUGGGUACGAAUGGCUAUCCCAUCAACCCAGCUCGAGACCUCAGCCCACGGGUCCUCACGGCUCUGACUGGCUGGGGCCUGGAUGUGUUCAGUGCUGGAGGUUACUGGUUUUGGAUCCCCUUGGUAGGGCCCAUGGUGGGUGCACUACUUGGGGUGGCUGUUUACACUCUCUUCAUUCACUGCAGUGAGCCAGAAAAACAAGAACAACUUCCAGGACCAUGUGAAAUGACCACCGAGAUUUAAACCUGGAGGAGACAACAAAAGGUUUCUUCUAGAUGAAGCAGUUUUUUAGAAAGC